Chondrus crispus (carragheen) is the source of this 1410-nucleotide messenger RNA. RefSeq lists its product as hypothetical. The record is from RefSeq and is a predicted model, not a curated record. The transcript has 2 exons. The coding region runs from base 1 to 255 and encodes 84 amino acids. Lineage: Eukaryota; Rhodophyta; Florideophyceae; Gigartinales; Gigartinaceae.
AUGUGUCAAUUAAUGGUCCAUUUAUUCAGUGUUCAGUUUCCUUUGCGCGAUGAAGCCGUGGCAGAUAGCUGUUGUAAUAUUUUGGGUCGCCAGAGUCCCUCCAUGCAGUUUCCAGUUCCUGAGAGAAGUCCAUCAUUCUCGGUCCUGCAUCAUAGUUGUGCACACUUCGCACCUUUCCACAAACUAGCUUCUUACCGGCAAGGAUACACAUUGCGUCCAGCAGACUGCGCUGACGAGGAGGACCCCUGUUCGUAAACCUUUCGAGAGACUUUAGGCCCUCAAUGCUCACUGAUACCUACGUUCUUCACCCUACCCCAUCUGGAUGAGAUGAACACCAUAAGAAAAAGCGGACUUAUCCGUUAUUGUACCGAAGUCUUCAUGCUCCGAAUUCAGCGACGCUGCUUCUCUCGGUACCCGCCCAUUACUUCCUUUCCGCAUCAAAAUGGCACCGAAAGGGGCGCAUGGUGUCUACCGCACAAACAGCAGCAGACACGCAGAUGGAAAGAGUGAGUCGUCCAGGAAUGGAGGAUUGGGAAACAAUCGACAUCCGAAACUAGAGAUAUCCUUUUUGGUAAACUCUGGGGCCUCUGCUAACGGGAGUGAAAACGGCUCCAUAGCCCGACAAUCUAGCAGGCGCUCAGGUAAAGGGUUCUCGACAACAAGCACGGGGGGGGCAAAAAGAUUCAGGUGUGAAUCUUGUUCGGCGACCUUCGCGCAAAGCCACGACGCUUCGAAGCAUAAAAGGUUUGUCAACGACCCGACCAAGUGUUCGUCUCUUUUUCGUUUGAUAUCAGCGUGAGCUCUAAUUUGGAGGACGUGAAAUUGCUUCUUCGUUCCGUUCUGUGGCGUUUCGUUCUAUUCUUUCCAAGAACGGUACACGAAAAACUGCGCCCAUAUAGAUGCGACAUCUGCCAAAAGACUUUCGGGGAAAAAGGUAUGAGGUCUUCUUUGAUAUCACAUCAGAAUAUCUCGUUGCUCUAGUACACCGUCAGAACGCUGACAGCAAACGAAUUGACCGUAUCCUCCUGUUCUUUGCAUAUUUUCCUCAUGCAUCCACCAGGUAACCUUAGCAAGCACAAGAAAUCAGUUCACUUGAAUGAACGGCCAUUUUCAUGCGAACAAUGCUCUUCGUCUUUUGCAUUCAAAGACGGCCUGCAGCGACACCGGUCUCUUGUACACUUCGACCAACGCCCUUUUGUCUGCCCCACUUGUGGGGCAGACUUCAAGCAGAUCUCUCAGCUGAGGAAGCACUCUUGCACCAAGAGUUAACCAGAAACUACGAGGCGCAGUGGGUAACCCCGAUACAGGCUGGAUUCCUUCGCUCCGAUUGCCACGAAGUCAAUUCUGUAGCUUUUGUAGACAUGUUCGUACAAGGAAUAGAUUCAUUAAAUCGUUUGGCAACACUAAAAA